Molecule: messenger RNA, 387 nt
Organism: Diutina rugosa
Lineage: Eukaryota; Fungi; Ascomycota; Pichiomycetes; Serinales; Debaryomycetaceae
Product: anaphase promoting complex subunit 11
Exons: 1
Coding region: 1-387 (128 amino acids)
Biological process (GO): protein ubiquitination; positive regulation of mitotic metaphase/anaphase transition; anaphase-promoting complex-dependent catabolic process
Cellular component (GO): nucleus; anaphase-promoting complex
Molecular function (GO): ubiquitin protein ligase activity; zinc ion binding; cullin family protein binding
Source: RefSeq, a predicted model, not a curated record
AUGAAGGUCGAGUUCGUCGACUACCACGCGGUGGCGACGUGGUCGUGGGACCUUGGCGACGCCCUGGCGGCAGGCGGCGACGAUCUCUGUGGCAUCUGUCGGGUGCUGUUCAACGGCACCUGUCCCGAUUGCAAAUACCCCGGCACCGAGUGUCCCGUCGUCAUCGGGGCGCUGUGUCCUCACAACUUCCACAUGCACUGUAUCCUCAGAUGGCUCGAACAGGAGUCGAGCCGUGGUCUCUGUCCCAUGUGUCGCCAGAUCUUUACUUACUCGACGGAGAUGUUGGGCGAUUUACCGGAACUUACGAAGCUUAUUGAAGACCACGCCGCGAUGAGAGCGAGGGGACCCGAUGAUGAUGGCUUUGAACAAUUGGAAGCCACAGGGUAA